AUCAUCUAAUGUGGCCAGUUGGAUUCGGAGCGUGGGUUCCAAGCCGAGCCGGUACGUGGUCAACAACGAUCUCUCAUUCCAUCCACUUGCAGCUGCUAGAGUGCGAAACCGGAGAGCAUAUUCCUGUGUAGAUAGAGUACCUUGCUUUAGAUGAUACAGCUGCUCUCCAGCGGCUACUUCCCCAUCAGAACGUCCAAACACCUCUUUGAAAUACUCCGUGAAGGUAGUGAUGGAAUUCAUGACCGGCCCGGCUUGGUUCCAGAUCGUCUCAGCCCAUUUAAGUGCAGGUCCAGAGAGUAGAGAUACGAUGUAGGCGAUCUUCGACUUAUCUGUGGGAUAUAGAGAAGGUUGCAUUUCGAAUAUGAGGGAACAUUGUAACAGAAAACCAUUGCACUCCCCCGCUCCGCCUGAGUAGGGCGCUGGUCGGGCCAUGGGACUGGAAGGAAGGGCCGAAGAAGAAACUGUGGAGGCGGAAGUGCUCGGUGCUGGUGGUGCGUUGGAAAGUGGAGCUGGUGGCUGUAGAAUCCGCUUCAACUGGUCCACCAGCUCUUGAAGGUGAUCGGGGGUGCUCAUGUUGUCGUCGUUAAUGGUCCGGGCUUCUGUUAUGAAGCGGACAGGAGACAGAGGUAAGGAAACGUUAGGGUGUUUAUUAAAUGACAACAAGGAGCACAUGAAGGAUAGCCAGGAGGAUCAGGAAUGAUGUUGGGGUCUUUUCCUCCGUGGCUGGGUAACAGGAAUACACGAGGAUGGACAGCACACACCAGAUACAGCUGACAGAGGAUGACACAGACUUGGAAGGACUGGAAGACAGGACGAUUCGGGAGGACCAGGAAGACUAGGAGGAAUACAAAGAGAACAGUGUGGGAAUGCACAGAGAAUUGCUGUCUGCCAGAGGGGAUGACCAACCAUGAUGACUUCUGCAUUGUCUUGGAGGAUGAUCCAUCUGCAUAUGGGGAUCAAACACACUGAUAAUGUGUGAGCAGUGUGAGCAGUGUGGACGAAGAUAUGCAAAUACAGGCAGAUAUAGUAAUUCAGUUCGAGCGCAGUGUGGUGAACGGGACGGUCGUGGAGAGGAUCCUUGUCGAUGAUGCACAUUUAAAGGGACAUCAACCUGUUGCCAGACCCAUUCAAGAUGACGUCCUGAAGGCGAUGGUGGAGAAUAGUCACAAAACAGCAAGUUAUGCCACAUACAUACGCCUGAGAGAAUGCAAAUUUCGAGGAUAUCAAAUCCUGCAACUGUCCGACCGGUUUCAGCUCAAUGGCAGAGAUUAUCUGAUAUUAGAUCCACAAACUGAUUCUUGGACUAUGCUGAUGCCAGAGCUGCAUGAUCUAAAGCAGCCAUCAAUGCCCGAGGCAGAAUCUGCGAGUCUGGAGAAAAUUCACCUGAAAGACGAAUGUGAAGAAUUGAUCAAGAAGAUGAACGACACUCAAAAUCAAGAGGGUUUUGAUGUGUUACGAGUGAUUGCUCCAGUUCUUUCCACGUUUUUCUUCGUUGGAUUCGUCUUUAUAAGCUUUCUUAUCUUCAAGCGACAUGGUCAACAUCCAGGAGGUGUUUUAGGGUCAAUUGUCCACUAUCCACCUCUUCGUGAAGUGCCUUUGGACGGACAGAGUCAAAAGAACAUUGAUCAAGUUCCUGUGCUGAAGUGUCCACAUUAACAGUUGUCUAACCAGCCCAACCACCUUACUCCAAAAAGAGUUCGGUCUUUCUCCUGAACGCACAAGUCUUAAAGAGGUAGUUAAAUUGAAGAUUCUGUCAUCAUUUAACCAUCUUGUUACAAAACCCAAAGCUUAUUUCUUCUGUUAAACACAAAAGAAGAUAGACUGAAGAAUGUUGGCGGGAAAUAAAAACUGCCAUUGACUUCCAUAGUAUUUUUUUUGUUCCUACUAUGGAUCUUAAUGGCUGCUUUUCCCCACAGUCUUCAGAAUAACUUGUUUUGUGUUCAACAGAAAAAAGUUUAGAAUCGCUUGAGUGAGAUUAAAAGGUGAGGAUAUUUUCAUUUUGGGUGAACUAUCACUUUGAGGACAAUUUGCAUUCUACACAGAUGACAACUUUCAUCAGAUUAUACUGUCACGUUUUGCUGCUCAUAAACUCACCAAAUGACAAAAAACAAACAAGCACAAACUAGGAGCAAUACACUGAUUUAAUACACUGUAAAACAAUACACUGUAAUGCAUGUUAUUACUGGUUGGCAUCUGUUAGUUAAUUGUAAAUUAGCCUUUUAUAAUGCAUGUGAAAGUAAUUAAAUUCUUCCAGUAUACAUAGUUUUUGUAAAUAAAUAUCCAGAGUUUAUGUAAAUGUAUUUACUUAAUUAUCUUAAACUAAAGUUAUUGAAAUAAUUGUGAUGAUAUAUUAUUCAGAUAAUGUUGUGGAAUGUUCUUGCACUGAGUUUCACAGUAAUUUCUGCGCCUAAUUUGAGCUGUUACUGUAUAUUGUGUGUUGUUGGUGCUUUACCCUUUCCUUUUGUAAGUUAUUUCCCCACUCUGUUAAAAAUGUUGUGCUUUUUCCAAGAAAUGUGUAAAAUAGCUUUGUUGCUGUAUCUGACACUCAUGCAAAAACACCAAUAGCAAUUAAGCAAAUCCAAUUUCCCCCCCCCCCAAGUGUCUUUCAUUAUUAUUUAUUGUAAUUUUC
Danio aesculapii is the source of this 2629-nucleotide messenger RNA. RefSeq lists its product as uncharacterized. The transcript has 8 exons. The record is from RefSeq and is a predicted model, not a curated record. Lineage: Eukaryota; Metazoa; Chordata; Actinopteri; Cypriniformes; Danionidae. Bases 1006 to 1656 code for a protein of 216 amino acids.